AAGCUAGCUGGCUAACACAGGCUAGUGACACAACCAGGUUGAGCUUCAUACCACUGCGUUUUCGUUUAUUUUCACACAGGUCGAGUCCACCGCUUGUAUCUUCUUGACAUUUCCCCGUCGCUUCAAUAUAUUUAUUUGACAAACAAUUCUCGGAGCCCAAGCAAGAAUAGAAAGUGACGCACAGCGAUUUUGGUAUGCGGCUAUUGAGUUCACCCGGAAACUUACUGCUAUUUUGAUGCUUAUGGGUAGGAACACGUUAGUCAUUCUGCCCUGGUUGCUAACAGAUCUGAGAUCAGCGUGUUUAACCUCGACACAAAAUUAUCUGCAUUUGGUGUAGAAUGUCGAUGCUGAUCCAGGAUCAGUUGGUAAAAAAACAACUAACGUAUAUACCUUUUCUGGGUGAUGGUACUGCCCCCGUCGGUUGAGUCAACAUAACUGUCGCUGCGUCCCGGAAACUGGCAUACUUGAGCCUAGCAUUUUUGUCAAUAUUUUGUUUUUAACUACAUUCAAGAUACAUUGCCCGCAUUGAUUAUAAGCGUGUGGAUGUUGGAGUUCAAAUGGAAAUUCUAAUCACCAGCGUUGCCAAUGAAUACAUCCGUUCUUAUUCUCUUCGCUAAAAACGCGCACGCGCCUUCGAUUGGCUCACACAACCCAACACCGUCUGAUUGCACAAAUCAAACGGGACCACGCAGUCUGCGCUGAGGGCAACAACUCUGUCACAAGGGAGGCACGUAAGCACGGUCAGGUGUUCAAGGGAGGGAGAACUGAAGUGAAAUCGAAAGUUAAACAAGGAAACAACCCAAGCAGACAAUAAGAAAAGGCGGAAGCACUGCGAAAGUUGAGGGGCCAUUCUACUGCAUAUUUCAGCCUACUGGAGAGUGAUAUUUCGUGUCCAUCUGAACUGAAAAACCCCAAACUUCAACCAUGCCAAAAUCCGCAGUUAUUAAAAUAAGCAAGGAGAACGCCGUUAAGGUUGAAAACUUCCGCCAGUCCCUCUAUCAGCAGGCAGAGGACCUGUUUUCAAGUCGCAUUCCUCUGAAGAUAUGCCAGCUGGACAGAUUGCUGAAGGAGGCUGAGUUCAGCGUGUCGGACCUCUCCUCUCUCCGAGCCCCCCUGGAUAUCCCCAUCCCAGACCCCCCCGCCCCUGAAGACGAGGAAAUGGAGACCGACAGCAAGGAAGAGGAGGAUAAGAAAAAGAAACCUCCAGUGUGUGGCUACAUCCAGGGGAACGAGCAGAUCAUGGGCCUUCUGGACCGCGUGAAGCCGGAGGUCCGCACGCUCAAGGAGACCUGCAUCCUGGUCUCCUGCUGGAUUCAGCUCCUCAUUCCCAAAAUCGAGGACGGCAACGACUUCGGAGUCUCCAUCCAGGAGAAGAUCCUGGAGAGGAUAACGGCGGUGAAGACCAAGGUGGAGGGCUUCCAGACCAACAUCAACAAGUACUUCACAGAGAGAGGUGAUGCAGUAGCCAAGGCAUCCAAGGAGAGGCACGUGAUGGACUACCGCUCUUUGGUGCAUGAGAGGGACGAGGCGGUGUACUCAGAGAUCAGGGUCAUUCUCCUGGACCUCCGUGGUUUCUACGCUGAACUGUAUGACAUCAUCUAUAAGAACCAAGACAAGGUGACCAAUCCCAAGGGAGAAGAGAAGCCCUCUAUGUACUGAGAGCGAGAGAGAGCGAGAGAGAGCGAGAGAGAGCAAGAGAGAGCGAGAGAGAGAGAGAGAGAAAAGAAGAAGAAGAAGAAGAGUUCUUCACUUCACUGUAUCACACAGGUUUAUACAUUAAACAAGUAGAUGAAAAAAAACACACAGUCAUAGUGACUGGGUUUCUGUGCAGAAGGUCAUUCUGUAUCAGUAAAGCACAGCCUGGCAACCUG
Messenger RNA from Conger conger (European conger), 1871 nucleotides. RefSeq names its product proteasome activator complex subunit 2-like. Lineage: Eukaryota; Metazoa; Chordata; Actinopteri; Anguilliformes; Congridae. The record is from RefSeq and is a predicted model, not a curated record. Gene Ontology annotation, biological process: regulation of proteasomal protein catabolic process; regulation of G1/S transition of mitotic cell cycle; positive regulation of endopeptidase activity. Gene Ontology annotation, cellular component: proteasome activator complex; cytoplasm; nucleoplasm. The transcript has 11 exons. The coding region runs from base 925 to 1659 and encodes 244 amino acids. Gene Ontology annotation, molecular function: endopeptidase activator activity.